AUGAGUCGAAAGGAAAAAUUGCCUAAGAGGAACGUUCCUCGUGGCACAAAAGAUAAAAGCAAUGAGAACAAGUUCUCACCAUUACAAGCCAGGGAAGACUCUUCAUCACGUCGGGACGCGGACGGGGAUGUACAAAUGCAUCAAUCAGAAGGGGAUGCAGCAGAACCUCAAAAGCAUAGGGAAAAGCACCGUCAGGGCUACAGCCUAAAGCAGCGCGCGGCCACGACCCGGAUCCGGAACUGCGGUGACAAGGAUUAUUACGGCGUGCUGGGGCUUGAGAGGACCUGUGACGCACGGGAUGUCCGACAAGCAUAUCGAACCUUGGCCCUGCUGAUACACCCAGACCAUAAUAAGUAUGAUGACGCAGAAAUCGCAUUUAAAAAGGUUGGCCAAGCCUACCAAGUGCUCAGCAAUUCGCAAGAGCGGGCCGCCUUUGAUAAACAGCAUGACCGUUAUGAGAACAAAGGAAGCAUCGAUCCACAUGACCUCUUCGGGGAGGAGUUCGCGGACAAUGCUUCGGGCGACGAGUCUAGCGAGGCUCACUCAGCUGAUGAAGAAGAUGGACCAGAGACCCCUGACCACGCCGUUUUGGAAGUUUACUCUGAAGCUACUACCUAUGUCAAUGAAUAUCUCGCAGCGAAAGACACGUCCGUCGUCCACGAGAUGCGUGAAAAAAUCAACGACCUCAACCGGAGAAUUAAAGAAGACAACCGGAAACACGGCCGGCCUGAAAAUGACUUUCUGAUCAAGAUAGACCUGCUGACGGGUGUCCGCAACGAAUAUAACAAGGCAACUGACAUGGUCCAGGAUGGAACUGCCAGCGGAAAACAGUCGGAAACGCUGCGUAGGAUUGUGAGCCAGUUUGAGAAUGCGCGAAAGGGAUACGGCUAUCCGGAAACCUGGAAGCUCCCAUCAGCCAUUGGCAACGGCGACAGUAAUAACAACCAGGGGCCUGGCAAAACCAACGAUGCGCGCCGAAUACUUGGCUAUCUGCCACAUGUGGGCAGCCAGCGAACCAUUUUCUUCGUGGAAAGCCAGCCUAAUGGAAUCGCCAUGAAGCGGUCGCAGGACAUUGGAUAUGAUGCAACUAGGUUGUACCUGGAGCUCCCUGAGUCACAGAAAAAGGAUGUCCGUUAUUCGCAAAGCCGCUAUGGGAAAGACCAGCGGGGCAAUUAUGAUCAGAUCCUGGGAUGGGAUUGUCGAGUUCCGUCCAAUAUGUCUCCGUCUGACUGGGAAUACCGACGAGCUCUACCUCCUUCGUAUGGCCUGGUCCGUUUCCACAACGGUUCUGCGGACAUCCUGAGCCGAACCGCCCUGCGCAACGUGCUUGGGAGGGAGGCCGCUGAUCGAGAAAUUAAUACUUUCUAUGAACAGCGUAAUAUGGCUCCGCCGUGGGCUCAAAUGCCCUCUCGUGGACGACUCCCUGGCCGCAGUUAUGCUAAGAUUCAGGGGCCAUCAGUGGCCGACAGUGCAAUCAACGGACAGCAAGGUAUUGAGCCAACAGUGAGAGUUAAGCGUAGCAAAAAGAGCAGAUAUACAGGUGGAUCCCAGGGAGAUGAGAAUCAACAAGCCAGUUCUUCAGUAGGGGAACGCGGUGGAGAAGGCCAGGGCACUACAGAUACAAUCCAAGCCGUUAUGGAGACGAACCGACUCCAGAUGCAGGCCAUCACUGAUGCACUUGCUCAGCUAACAUCGCGGCUUGCUAUCAUGGACCAGGCUCGGAAUACCCUUCCUGGCUAG
Aspergillus luchuensis is the source of this 1740-nucleotide messenger RNA. RefSeq lists its product as uncharacterized. The coding region runs from base 1 to 1740 and encodes 579 amino acids. The record is from RefSeq and is a predicted model, not a curated record. Gene Ontology annotation, cellular component: endoplasmic reticulum membrane. Gene Ontology annotation, molecular function: Hsp70 protein binding. The transcript has 2 exons. Lineage: Eukaryota; Fungi; Ascomycota; Eurotiomycetes; Eurotiales; Aspergillaceae. Gene Ontology annotation, biological process: cellular response to misfolded protein.